AUGAGUACAGCGCUGCCUGCUAAUGAAUUUUCUGACCUCGAGUUACAUGUAGGUGGUGGUGCCAAGAUACCACUCGCGCUAGCCCCAAUGAAGACUAAGGGCAAAUUAACCGACUGCCACGACGAGUUCCUGCGACCAUCAGAAUUCCUCGCAACGGGUCUACCAGCAGCAACAUCACGACAACUCGGUCCCCAACCUUGCCCACUAACACACAGGAGACCAACAUCGUUCGCCAUGUCUGACAAGUCUCACCGUCUCUACGUCAAGGGAAAGCACAUUUCCUACCAGCGAGGAAAGCGCAACACCAACCCCGGUACCUCACUGCUCAAGCUCGAGGGUGUAGACGACUCCAAGGCAGCACAAUGGUACGCCGGUAAGCGCGUAGCAUACGUCUACCGCGCUCAAAAGGCCAUCCAGGGCUCCAAGAUCCGCGUCAUCUGGGGCAAGGUCACCCGGCCACACGGCAACAGCGGCGUCGUUCGCGCCAAGUUCAGGUCCAACCUGCCUCCCAAGUCUUUCGGUGCCUCUGUUCGCGUCAUGCUGUACCCUUCUUCGAUAUAA
Molecule: messenger RNA, 561 nt
Organism: Plenodomus lingam JN3
Lineage: Eukaryota; Fungi; Ascomycota; Dothideomycetes; Pleosporales; Leptosphaeriaceae
Gene: RPL33B
Product: 60S ribosomal eL33 domain-containing protein
Biological process (GO): cytoplasmic translation; ribosomal large subunit biogenesis
Cellular component (GO): ribosome; cytosolic large ribosomal subunit
Molecular function (GO): structural constituent of ribosome
Source: RefSeq, a predicted model, not a curated record